Molecule: messenger RNA, 2662 nt
Organism: Acanthaster planci (crown-of-thorns starfish)
Lineage: Eukaryota; Metazoa; Echinodermata; Asteroidea; Valvatida; Acanthasteridae
Product: rRNA-processing protein FCF1 homolog
Cellular component (GO): small-subunit processome
Source: RefSeq, a predicted model, not a curated record
UAAAUUUUUGCCAGGCACUCAUGCUUACUCAAUGUGGCAGUUAUCAUUUCAAUAUUUUUCCUGAAAAUAUUCUCACUACACUUUAAUAAAUAAUCCAAAAUUGAUCGAGAUAACCCAUGAUUUAAAACAUAUUGUCAAAGACAUUUAUACAUGUACAUGUUGUCAAUGGUACUUGGUGAGGAGAUGAAUUACCAUGAUUGUACAAAGGCCAUGUUUUUAUCAUAUGAGCAGUGAUGAGUGUACAUGUACAUGUAUCGGUAAGCCGACACUUUGACCUACAUGUACAUGUAUGUGUAGUGUAUGGCUAAGCACUGGCAUUGGCUAACCAAAAACUUGAAAUGACACUCUGCUAACAGGAAGUGAUAACCUUGCGGUCGGAGGUCAUGCACAAAGUAGCCAAUCACAGUGCAAAGACAUCGGAUGCUGGGCGACGAGCGACGGGAGGAAGGGAGGGUAGAAGUACAGGGUAAGGAUAAAAGAAGUAAGAAAUAUGCUACUAUGAAGCGAAUGAUAUCUUUGCGAGAUGCAAGAAUUCAGGAAAAGGACAGACUGAAGAAGAAGCCACCACCCAAAUGGAAGCAAGACAAAGAAGCCACGAUCAAGGAGCGAGAGGUCCCCCAGUACUCCUCGGCGCUUUUCAAGUACAACACCCAGCUGGGACCGCCCUACUACGUGCUGGUGGACACCAACUUUGUCAAUUUCUCCAUCAAGAACAAGAUUGACGUGGUACAGGGCAUGAUGGAUUGCCUCUACGCAAAAUGUAUUCCAUGCAUUACAGACUGUGUGAUGGGUGAAAUCGAGAAACUAGGUAGGAAAUACAACGUAGCCCUUCGGACAGUCAAAGACGAGAGGUUUGAACGAUUACCAUGUAUGCAUCAGGGGACAUAUGCCGAUGACUGCUUAGUACAGAGAGUAACGCAGCACAAAUGCUACAUAGUUGCCACCUGCGAUCGGGAUCUCAAAAGAAGAAUACGAAAAAUCCCAGGAGUCCCCAUCAUGUUUCUCUCACAGAAAAGGUGCACUAUUGAACGGAUGCCGGAUGCGUUUGGAGCACCCAAAUUGUGAUAGCCAGCUAAAGCACAUGUGACAUACGGUAGCCGGCUGGGCAGUGACUUGGCGUACAACCUUCAGUCAGCUUUCUAGGCAAUACAGAACUUUAAUUGAAGCCAACUGCAGGACUAGUCUACAUGUACUCGUAGCUAUUGGGCAGAAGUUAGUUGUUACAGGCCAUUGUAGAAUACUUCGAUAGAAAUACUAAGGUCUUUGGGUGGCAGAUUGGAGUAUCAUUUAGGACCAAUUUCAAGUUCAAUUCAUGGUUCAUCGUUAGUCAGCCCCUGUUUUAAUGCCAACAUGCAUGCGAGAUACUGUCCUGCUCAAAAUAUCCCUUUCUUUGAUAACAUCAAGCCAUCGCUUGUCUUUUGAAUACCAGCGAUGCGACUGUGCCCAGACACAAGCUCCAAACAGUCAAGUAGUUUCCCCGUUUCGUGUUCAAGUGAAAGUAGCAAAACUGAGAAUCACAGUUUGCACUCAAACUUCCCUACAAUAACCACUUUUGUCAAUGACAGCACCGCACCAGUUCCCUUGGGGUUAAACAGAAAGUGGGUAAUUCCAGAAAUUAAGGGUCCAAAAGUCUGACAUUUUUGUGUCCCUUUUACAUCCGAUCCGUUCUCUGAAAUGGAAAUACCACAAUUGAUUUCAUACUGUUACUAUUUGUUUGGCAGAUAAGUUACUUUAAUUCAUUACUAUUGGAAAUUAGAAAAUUUGUUCUGAACUUACAAAGUCAUAUGUCACGUGACCGGGACACGAAAAAACAGGGAACCCUAACUUCUGGAAACUCAGGUACAUUUGUUCAAACCAAAUAAAUUUAAUGUUCAAAAGUAUAAAAUGGGUGAUCGUUUCUGUGAACCCUAGGAAAGCUUACGCAACUUUCCCCCCAAAAACGUUCAUUUUCUUAUUUCAAGUAAGAGACCGAUUGUCUUAAACAUAAAUUGCUGAUGAUCUCAACAAAUUUUGCCAUAAUCUUUGGAACUUUUUAGGAUUAGCACACCAUAAAAAUAAUUGUUCCUCAAAAAGUUACUUGUGAAAUGGCCAGCCAAAUGCACAGUAGUCCAUAGGUGUCCAAUGUGGGUAGGACUUCCCAAGUACAGAACAUUGUUACCUGUACUAGGCCACUAACCACUUUGCACGGUGAAGCCCGGUACCGGAGACAUAGUGUGUGGCCAACAAGGUUGGGGUGCUCUCUUUCGGAGCUUUCUUUAAGACAAAAAUAAUGUUGCUGGCCGUUUUUAGAAGAGGUUACUUACUGUAAGUACGUGCAGUAAGUUUGAGCCAUCAGCGAAGGUAAUUCCAUCAUUGAGUUGCAACAGUGGCUUCACUGGACCAGAAAACUGGGCCUUUACUCACUUGGAAACAAAAGACCGAAUUGCUGGGAUUUGCCAUUGAAGGUUCGUACAGUAGCUGGCAGUGCAGAGUGCUGGCCAUUAGCAGAGGUAAACUGUCAUUGAAAUAAGGCUCUUGCCCAUAUCCAACUCAUAUUUAUAUUUAAAUAAUCUGUCAUUGUUUUGAAACAGUAUCAUUGUUUGCCGCUGCCAGCACCAGUGGAUUAUAAGCGUGGACGAAAGCACUUGCUCCAGUGAUUAGCGAUACAAUACUGCUGAGCACU